This is a messenger RNA of Strongylocentrotus purpuratus (purple sea urchin), 5021 nucleotides long. RefSeq names its product CST complex subunit CTC1-like. The transcript has 23 exons. The record is from RefSeq and is a predicted model, not a curated record. Gene Ontology annotation, biological process: positive regulation of DNA replication; telomere maintenance via telomere lengthening. Gene Ontology annotation, cellular component: CST complex. NCBI's taxonomy places the organism in Eukaryota, Metazoa, Echinodermata, Echinoidea, Camarodonta, Strongylocentrotidae. Gene Ontology annotation, molecular function: single-stranded DNA binding; telomeric repeat DNA binding. The coding region runs from base 300 to 3296 and encodes 998 amino acids.
UAAUCCACUUCCGGUGUGUCGACUGCACCGCGGUGAUUUGAAAAGAGUGGCCCUAGUUUUAGAUAUCAAGAUACUAUAACAUAUUGAUCAACGUUCUAGAGGAUCAAGACGUGAUCAUUUAAUUGAUACUCUCACUCCGAUAUAAGAAGAUGGGCAGUUCGUAAAGGAAAUCAAGACGUAUGAUGGAAAUGAUGAUUUGAUCUCCGGCUCCAGCCCCAUUGCUUGACGUUUAUCUUCCAUUUUUAAUUUCAAACAUUCCUGCUGUGCCUCUAGCAGUAGAGUACGAUACCUUGGUCCAAAUGGAUGUGAGAGGGGUUUGUGUGAUUGCUAAAAGUCCUCUGCUUAGGAUCCAUGGCAAUGCUCUUUUUCUGACAGAGAUCCAGACAGGAUCAAGCCCAGGAUCUAAACAAUUUAUCCUUGCUAGGGGAGAUGAAGCUACUUCAUUCUACGGUGGUAUUCAUGUUGGAUCAUUCUAUGACCUUAAUAAUGUGACUCCAACUACUAUAACCAAGGGAACUGACAGACCCAGAAAGAUCUUGCUCCUGUCUGCUUUCUCAAAAAUAACUGCUUGCAAUAAAGAUGACAUCACCAUGGAAACAAACAUUCCUACAUGCCAGGGAAUAAUUACCAAGUGCAUUGACCAGACACUUGGGAUUUAUGAGCUCAGUUCCAACAACAGGCUUUAUCUGACCUACCAGUAUGAUGGGAAGUCACACCUUCCCAGCAUUCCUUUAGGGUCAGAGGUCACGAUUCACAAUGCUCAUAGGAUCCAUGCAUCAGACAGAGAGAGUGAGCUGAUCAGGGAUUGUGAGAAUAUCGUUUGUUGCAUGAGAUCAUCAGUCAAGAUAGAGGGGAAAUUAAAGCAACAACAACCAACCAAGGAGAAAAGUAGCAAUGUUCAGCGGGUUCUGUUACCGCUGUGUGGAAAGUUGUUUCCAAGUCUGACUGUUCUGGUAUGGUUACAGCACCAGGCAAUCCCAACAUUGCUUCAGAAACUGGUCCCUGAUAUUUUGAAAUUGAAGGAGAUGCUUCCAGUUUUAGUCCAGCUACUGACCACCAAGAUGACCUCAAACGACCUGCCAAUUAUCAAAGAGAGGAAAAGAAAUCCGUAUGAGGACUUCUUAUCUCAUGAUACAGCUUGCUUCUUCUCUCAGCCCAUGAAUGAUAUUCCAAAGACUGUGCCAUGUACCUUCCCCAAAGCAAUAGAACUAGCAGACUGCUUUGAGUCUCCCCCUACUGAUGGGAGCAGUCAUAUCACAUCACUGAACCAGUCAGGCUGGACGUGUAGUGUGCUGAGAUCAUGUGAUAUGCCAACACACAUGGCUCUAGUUGCUAAACUAUGUUGUAAAGGAACAGAUGGAAGACUAUUUCUCUCAGAUUCUACCGGAUCCAUUCCAUGUACUCUUGCCAAAAUCUUGCCUCUAAAAGAACGCACCAAAUCUUGCAAUGAAUCUAACAGGGGAGACAAAACAGAAAAAACUGAUAAGGAACCAAGAUCUUCAACCAGCAGUUGCUUCCCCCAGCCUUGCCUCAAUCAUCUGCUCAGAAUCGAUGACUUUGUAGUGAUUCGGGAGAGCAGAACUUCCUCAAACUCUCACAACAGGAAUGAAGAUAGGAGUGAAUCUGAGAUGGAUAUUGAAGGAGGGGUCAAGGACAGUUCAAGGUCAAAGGUCAAUGUUUAUGUGAUGUUCAGUCCAAGAAAGGCUGUAUGUCUUAAUCGCGGAACAGAGAGGGCAGCAUCACCAGGGUGCAUCAGACCUAGAAGGAGGAAAAGGAGGUCAUCAAAGUCAGAAGGAUCACCUUUAGAAUCUAUCAUCUCCGAAAAAUUCCUGCUAAGAAGUAGAAGACAGUUUCUCCACCGGGAGCAGAGAGAUGAGAGCAGGGCGGGGUCAGCCACACCCUCUUUCUACAGUGACAUCCUCAUCCUGGACUCUAACCAUCCUAAGAGGGCUAAGAAAGAUGCGGUCCCAAGACCAGGAGAAGGGGAUAGAGAUGGAGAGAUGGAUGUGGAUGGGAGGGUUGGGAAGAAGCAGGAGAGGAUAGAUGAUGGUAGAGCAGCUCUGCUGUGUUUCCAUGGUGAUGCUGUCAGGUGGUAUAACUUUCUGAGAGAAGGACAGAUGUACAGAAUGGAUUGCAAGAAUGAAGACAUGGAGACUCAUGUUGUGCCAUCAGUAAUGAAGUUAUCCAAGAAAAGAAUGACACAGCCUAUCUACAUUAUAACAGCCUUUUCACAGCUACAGGCAUUACAGGAUUCUGCACCUCAGAACUUACUUCAGGCAAUGAACAGAACUUCAUCAUCUGAAUCAGGUCAGCCAAACAAGGGAAAGCAAAGACAUCAUCAUAUCUUAUCAUCUAUAUCUGGUAUGAUCACAAGAAAAACAGUCACAGAGUCAUCCAUGGAAGAGGCUCAUACCAGCAAAGAGGAGGCCACUGGGCAGAGAUCAUCCAUUCAGCUAGAGACAGAUGACAUCACUGCCCAGACCACUGUCAGUGUGUCUGUACCAACUCACAUACAUGAUGAUACGCUUGGACUACUGCCUGGGACUACUCUAUCUAUCAGGAACUGUCUCAAGAAAGUAGAUCCAGGAAUUGCUGUGACCUAUGACAUUGGACCUUUGACCUCUAUCCAAGUGGAUAGUUUCUGCACCAAAAGCUUCAAAGAAAUUGCUACUAGUCCAGAUACUUAUCACAGCAGUCACCAGACUAGAAUCCUACCUACAAUGAGACAGAGAUCAUUCCUGUAUCAUAUGAUACAAGAUACAACCAGGGAUUCUACUACGUUCAACUGGAUCUAUGCUCAUAUCACUCUCAUUACUAAACUGGUUUUAAGAUGGAUAUGUAACCAUUGUGGUAGAAAUGAUUGCAAGUGUCCCAACACAAGAAGACAGGGUGGCAAGAUUAUCACUCAAAUUUUGCUAGCAGUAGAUGAUGGUACAGGAGAAUGUUUGAUAUGGAGUAACCAACCUAAUGUACUCUCUGCUGCAUUGGGUCUAACCCCAAGGGAAUGGACCAUGUUGGAGGACUGCUGUUCAGGACCUAACAAGGAACUGGUCUAUCACAAGUGGGCCAAGGGGCGAAAGGAAGAGUAUGACUGGGAAGCAGCCACUGGCUCGGGUCCUAGGCAAUCCAGACUUGCCUUAGCUGUAUCUAAGCUGUGUCAUCAUUACUGUAUACAGCACUCACUGUGGUUCAAGACUAGGAGAUUCAGAGAAUCUACCAAGGAUGUGUCACCUGAGAGUGAGAAGUCUGCCUGGCCUGCUGGCCUGGUACUCUGCUGUGAGGAGGUCUCCAGAUGAAAUCAGCAGGUCAUCAGCAGGUCAUCAGCAGGUCAUCAGCAGGUCACCUGAGAGUGAGAAGACUGCCUGGCCUGCUGGCCUGGUACUCUGCUGUGAGGAGGUCACCAGAUGAACUCAAAAGGUCAUCAAGAAGAUCACAUAAUGCUUAGCCCAUAAGGCAACUGCAAUGCUUAUUUCACACCCAGUACAUUGUUGAUUUAGUGCAAAGAUGUGAAUCGCUCAUGUACAAUGUGAAAUAUGCACCAGUACUUGUGUAAGAGGUAUUCAGUUAAGAUGAUGGUUUUAUGCUGCCAUAGUUCUUUAUCAGAAUUAUAUGUUUCUACAAAAUACUUUAUCAUAUAGAGCGACAUAUUAAUAAAUAGCAGUUUCUGUAUUCAAUAUGUCAUAUGGAAAAGAAAAAAAAAUAUCCAGUAUUUGGUGAAAAAGAAAACUUCUUUCAGAUAUUGUAAACAAGGCCAAUAACCUCCUCACUAUGUGUAGCCUCAGAUGACAGCAGUUCUUUAGUAUUUAACAAGUAGUAGUCUGAAAAUGAAUUAGCCUGUCCCUAUAUGACUACAAUAGACUGAUCAUAACUAUAAGGAAAGGCAUUUGAAAUAGUUUUGCAUUUUCAGGAUCGUAAAUAAUCUUAGAUAAUCGCAUGAUACAAAAUAGUAGUAUAGGUCCUGCUCCUAUACUUUGAUCGGAGCAGGACCUAUACUUGAUUUCUGCGAUCUUUCAUAUCAAAACUAGGACAAGUGUUACACUUUUUCACAUUGUCCCGUAUAGUCCAGAGUAGGAUGGCUUGCGUAAUGUUCAUGCCUACCUGUAGAUGGUAUACAAAUGGUGAAUGGCCAUGAGUGCAAUGGUAAAAGAUUUUGCACGAGGUGAAAGAUAAGAGACGCUCUAUCCAACGAGGCGCGGCCGAGUUGAAUAGAACGUCUCAUCUUUCACCGAAUGCAAAAUAUUGUUCCAUUGCACGAAUAAAGGCCAUUCACUAUUUGUUUUAUACAACACCUCGGACGUUAAUUAACGGGCUUAAAACAAGUUAUUUUUUUAAAGAACAGUUUUUCCUAGGCCUAAAUCUCAGCGUUUUUUUUUUUUAUAAUGAAAUUGCCGAUAGUGAGCGCACGCUAUUAAACAGGCAAUAAACCAUGCGCGUACUAAGCAUUAUGUUUGACGCGGAGUGCAAUUUCGUUUGAUCCAAUCGCACCAUUGCACGGUGACGUUACUUACCUCACCAUAUACUUUGUACAUCGUUAGUGACGUCAGUGUGCAAUGGUGCAAAAUAUUCAAACUGAAUUGCACGGGUGGAGAAUGUUGCCGUUCAACAGUACUUUUAGCGCAUGUCAUGUGAUCAAGAAUUGACCAAUGAGGUUGCAAGAAUCUUAGUAGGCGUUGUAUAAUAUUCACUAUGUUCAAUCCAAUAUCAGAUGCUCGAAAAGAAAAAAGGAACUGUAUUAAAUUUAUAUGAAAUAUACAUUUCUCAUAUUUUAUAAGAAUUGAGGUCAUUCUCAGCUUCAGUGGCAGGCACACUUUUUUUGUCAAAAUAAUUGAUUACUAAAAACUACCAAAGAGUAUGACUUGCAGUAUGUGCGUAUUGUUGGAUAAAUGGAAAUAAUUAAGAAAGUUUUAAACUCUAGUAUGUAUUCAUUUUAUAUGAAUUAUAUUUUCAAAAGAUGUAUGUACUGUACAUUAUAGACAAAUUACAUUAAAGAAUUUAUGAAUAAAUCAAAACAUAAGACACUA